AUGGCUUCAGUGAGGCAGCAAACUUUGAGGCAAAAGUUUGAUUUGUUGCAGAUGAAGGAGGAGGAGACAGUUCAACACUAUAUUACUAGAGUGUUAGCUGUGGUUAAUCAAAUCAAAGGAAUGGGAAGUGAGUUGAAGGAUGCUGAGGUGUUGCUUAAGGUGAUGAGAAGCUUGUCUACAAGAUUUAUACAUGAUGUGACUUCAAUUGAAGAAGCUAGAGACAUGUCCAAAGUGUCUCUUGAUGAGUUAAGUGGGUCUUUACAAGCUCAUGAGGCCAGGUUUAAUCAGUUCUCUAAAAAACAUGAAGCUUUUGUAAUGCAAGGAGACUCAAGAGAUGGUAGAAUGACAGGAAGGGGAAGAAAUUUCAGAGGUAGAGGAAGAUGUGAAGAUAAUCCAAGAGGAGAUGAUCAAAGGCAAGCUAUGCAUCAACAAAGACAACAAUAUACAAAUAAAGGAAGCAGAGGAGGUCCAAGGCCUUUUGGGAGAUUCAGUAGGGGCCAAAGAUAG
Dioscorea cayenensis subsp. rotundata (Guinea yam) is the source of this 507-nucleotide messenger RNA. RefSeq lists its product as uncharacterized. The transcript has a single exon. The coding region runs from base 1 to 507 and encodes 168 amino acids. NCBI's taxonomy places the organism in Eukaryota, Viridiplantae, Streptophyta, Magnoliopsida, Dioscoreales, Dioscoreaceae. The record is from RefSeq and is a predicted model, not a curated record.